This is a messenger RNA of Drosophila ficusphila, 983 nucleotides long. Its product is annotated as sperm flagellar protein 1. Gene Ontology annotation, biological process: regulation of cytoskeleton organization. Gene Ontology annotation, cellular component: axoneme. The transcript has a single exon. Lineage: Eukaryota; Metazoa; Arthropoda; Insecta; Diptera; Drosophilidae. The record is from RefSeq and is a predicted model, not a curated record. The coding region runs from base 138 to 887 and encodes 249 amino acids. Gene Ontology annotation, molecular function: microtubule binding.
AUUUUGCAGUUACUUAUUCAACUUAAAACCAACAUCAAACACAUCGGAUUUCUCAUUGUGUGUUUACCACACAACAGUUGAACUCAAAACAAUUUAAAAAUUGUUUUUGUGGUACAAGAAAUCGUGUUUUUUCAAGGAUGCAUACUGUAAGUGGCAAGAAUCUUAGCAGCGAAGAGUUGGAGGAUGUACAAAAAUGGCUGCUACAGAAUAAAAUUUGUUCGAGCAGGGUGCGUCGCGACUUUUCCGAUGUUUUACCGCUUGCCGAAAUACUAAAACGUGACUAUCCACGCCUAAUUGACCUCUACAACUACCCGAAAAAGAGUAGUGUGCAGCUUAAAUUGGCCAAUUGGGAGACAUUUAACUUUAAGGUUCUUUCCAAGUUUAACAUGACCCUGAGCAGGGAUUUUAUGGAACAGUUGGCAAAUGGUGUCAAUGGAGCCGCCGAAGUAUUGUUACACGAAGUGAUACGGUUGGAAAAAAGGCAGCGUGUUGCAGUGGAACGUAAUGCGGCGAUGCGGCAAGAGCAAUCAUGGGAAGAAAAUGAUGAGGUGAAAACGGUUGUUGUUAACAAACAGAUUGGGGAUGGUAUCGUUCAAAUUCCACAAAAAAUGAUUCUUUAUUCGCGUUACGAAAAAAUAGCACGUGACAGCCAAGCCAAGGAUGUUAUUAUUGAUGCAUAUCAACAGCGUUUGGCUCACUUGGAAAACAUAAUAAAAAUAAAAACUGAGCGUAUUGAAGAACUACUAAUGCAGAUGGGAAAAUUACCCCAAAGGGGACAAACUCUCAAUUCAACGAGUUGCAUCCAAGUUUUUGAUGUCAAGGACUCAGCUAGCAAACGUCAAGUUCUUGGACCAGGUUCAUCUGGCGACCCGGAAUGCACUACCUGAAUAAGUUUGAGUUUAAUCCACCUGUAGUUAUUAACUAUUGUUAAAAAGCGUAACCAAAUUAUCGAUUACAACUAUAAAUAGAUCAACAAGAAAGAG